AUGCCAUCAACAAGAUGCUCAACCACCGACCGCCUGCGCAUCGUCGCCGCGCUCCUCUUCGUCCCAGCAUUUCCUCUGUGUCUCGUCCACGGCAUUCUCAAGCGCCAUCCCGUUCCAGCCUUGGGCCUCCUACCGCAGUUCUUUUCCGUCGUAGCUGCCGCCGUGAUACUAGGCUCGCAUCGCCAGAGUGACGACCAAGACGGCGAGCAUGGCCUCGAGGGAACCGCCCAACCGCCACAAAGGGAUGCCUUCCGGCACGUCAUUGUCCACCCGGUCGCCGUCUUCUGCUGUGACGUCGCGCUGGCUUCUGGGUACAUGAUCAUCUUGGUCCUCACUUGGAUCACGACCAAGGGCCCCUCGGGCCUUAGUAUGCUGGCAGCGUAUGCUACGAUGCCGCUGCUGGCAAGCUUCCUCAUUCACCUGUUUCUUGCACUCCAAGCCGUCUAUUGCGGCCUGGCGAUUCACAGCAUCGUCCAAUGGGUCGCCCAGCGUGCUGUGCCGCCAAACUGCCCCAACUGCAAUGUCAGCCUGCGCACGUCAUUCCCCGAGCUCCCCUGGCUCAAGUGCAUCUUUCGCCGUCGAGAUGGGUACGCCGCCAUCCCUGCUGCGGAGGCGGAAGAGGAUCGGUAUCGCGAUGACGUCGACGAGGGGGGCGCCAUCGCUCCUCAGGAGCCUGAAGCCGUUGACAUCAUUUCCAAGAGCCGCAAGGGGAAGGGGACGAGCUUUGGGGACGACUCCACCUGGGAGAGCUGA
This is a messenger RNA of Metarhizium album ARSEF 1941, 753 nucleotides long. RefSeq lists its product as uncharacterized. Lineage: Eukaryota; Fungi; Ascomycota; Sordariomycetes; Hypocreales; Clavicipitaceae. The record is from RefSeq and is a predicted model, not a curated record. Bases 1 to 753 code for a protein of 250 amino acids. The transcript has 2 exons.